Molecule: messenger RNA, 4319 nt
Organism: Xyrauchen texanus (razorback sucker)
Lineage: Eukaryota; Metazoa; Chordata; Actinopteri; Cypriniformes; Catostomidae
Product: acyl-coenzyme A thioesterase MBLAC2-like
Exons: 2
Coding region: 111-938 (275 amino acids)
Source: RefSeq, a predicted model, not a curated record
GUGUACACGUCCUUUCUGUGGCUGAUACAGCUAGAAUUGAAAUCAAAUUUAUAUGUUAAUAGCCAUACUUUAUUCUUCUCUGCAAUACCAACCAAUUGAAUGUAUUUGGGAUGUCUGCGACUGACUGGUACGCGCAUAAAUCGCUGGAAAACGGUGUGUUUUGGAUCCAAGAGCGCUUUUAUGAAUCGGGGAACAGGGCGAAUAUUUGGCUCAUACGCGGGUCCCAUCAGGACGUCGUCAUAGAUACCGGGCUGGGGUUACGCAGCCUGCCUGAAUACAUCAACGUCAAAGAGCUGUUAGGGGACGAUUCGAAGCGAAAGAACCCUCUGUUAGCUAUCGGCACGCAUGUGCAUUUCGACCAUUCGGGUGGGCUGCAUCAGUUCCAACAGGUGGGCGUGCACAAGGCGGAGGUGGAUGCUCUGGCUAACGGAGAUAACUUCGAGACCGUGACAUGGCUAUCUGACCGCGAGAUCGUGGAGAACCCUACAUCUGGGUGGAGAGCGAGACAGUACCGAGUGAAGGCUGUCACACCCACUCACAUAUUACAAGAAGGUGAUGUCAUCAACCUAGGGGACCGGCAGCUUACUGUUCUCCACAUGCCAGGUCAUUCCAGAGGAAGCAUCUGUCUCCAUGACAAGGAGAGUAAGAUGCUCUUUAGUGGUGAUGUGGUCUAUGAUGGAUCCAUGAUUGAUUGGCUGCCCUACAGUAGGAUCAGUGACUACGUGUGUAGCUGUGAAAGGCUGCUGGAGAUGGUUGAUAAAGACGAGGUUGACCUGGUCAUGCCUGGCCAUUAUCAUACUUUCGGGAGCAAACGGCUUCAUCGGUUAGCUUCCAACUAUAUCGCUAAUGCCGGUACCUGCCACAGAGCUUCCACAUGUGUGGUGAAAACCAUUGCCAGCCUUGCACUUCGAGCCUCCAACUCCCGAAGUGCCUGUUAGUAGUUAAGAUGAAGACUACUAUGCAACCGCAUCUGUCACAGCACACCUCAAUAUUGAGCACAAUAAAACACUGAGCAAUACAGUGUGGUAAUAAUGAUAUACAGGAACUACAGAGCACAGUCCUGUUAAGCCAAGUGCACACAACAAGAUUGAAGCUUCAUGCCUUUUCAUGUUUAAAAAUUGCAACUAACAUCAUACCCCAAAUUGUAGCAUAUAGCUGAUGUUCUUCUAGUGCACAAUUCUGAGACACACUUUGAAUAGUAGGGGGUGAGAAUGAUCUUGUAAUUGAUGCACCUAGUCUGUGAUAAUUUGAGUAAACUGUGCAACAAAAGUACAGAAAACAAAAAAACAGUUUUUAAAUCUGUAGUUUGUAAUUUCUGUGAUACCAGAAAAUUCCCCUAGUCUUGAAUUGGUUGAACAAACUGAUAGUUCCAUCUCAAACUAUCACAAUUGAUUUAGUCAAUAUUGUUGUGUCAGGCUGUAUGGGCUGCUCAAACAAACAGAGAAUGUUUUGAUAGCGCCACAGUGUUACACUUUUAGGUGAAAUUAACCUACACAUGGCUUACAUAUAGUUAAGUUAUUUACAUGUAUGCAUUUUGGCAGAUGCUUUUAUCCAAAGUAACUUACAGUACAUUCAAGAAAUACAUUGUAUUGGUUUGCAUGUUCCCUGCAUGGGAAUUGAACCCAUGAUCUUGGUGUUGCUAGCACCAUUCUCUAUAAAUUGAGAUACAGUAAAACAUAUUUAUCGUUGGAAACGUAUGAAGCUGGGAUACAAGAACUAAUAUUAGCGUUGGAUAAAACUUGCACACGUUUACUAUACACAGGCUUUCAGUCUUAUAGUGUUAAUUUGGCAUAUUAGUCUAAGUAUAGGGGUUGUAUUGUGAGUGUUUAACUUGGUAAGAAAACAAUUAUUGUGCUGCAUCCAGUUACUUGUCAUAAAAACAAUAAUAAUUGAUAUUGCCAUAUUUUUAAUGAGUAAUUUCAUAUUUUAAAGGAAUAUCCUUGGUUUAAUAGAAGUGAAUCUCUAUCAACAGCACCGGUAUUAUGCUGUCAGUUACUACAGAAAAUAUUGUAUGUACUUAAAAUAGAAGUCUAUUGAGAAAAUAUACAACAAUGACUUGAAAGUGCAUUUCUGUCAAUAUGUAUUUAGGUUGUUUUGGAAAACUAAAGGAUGAGUUGGUCAGGUGCUGCCAAUAAACCCUUAACUUGUAUUUAACUUGGAAUAUUCCUUUAAUGUAGAAAAACUUAAACUCUUAAAUCUGUAUUGUAAUCAUUUGUGUUUUUUGAGGUUUACUGAACUGAAGGUUUACUGAACUCAAAGACCAUGCAUUCUUCAAUAGUAUGUAUUCAGAUCCCCCCCAAAAAGUUUGCACCCCCUUGCAAGACGUUUAUCAUGAAAAUAUAUAUACAAAAUGGAGAUCAUAAAAUAUAAUUUUUUUUUUUUUUUGUGCUGCCUGAUGAAGCUAUUUUACAUAAAAUAUAUACAUAUAUUCCACAAGAUAAAGUAAUCGCUGAAUUUACACAAAUUAUCUGUAAUUAAAUUAAACAUUUACAUCACCUUGGUUCUUAAUAUGGUGUGUUGCUUCCUUGCUGAUCAAUGACUGUUUGUAUCUUUUUUGAUAGUUGUGCACGAGUGCUUUGUGUGAGCAAUGGCUAUGUGACGUUGAGAUCUAGAUUUUGACACUUGAGACAAAUUAAGGGACACAUGCACAUCUAUUACAAAAGGCUCAAACAUUCAUUGAUGCUCAAGUUUGCAACACACUACAUUAAGAACCAAGGGGAUGUAAACUUUUGAACUGGAUGUUUUGUGUAAAUUGUUAUUUUGUCUUUUGGGAUAUACACCCGCUGAAUACUUUUAUUAGGAACACUAUUGUCCUAAUAAAGUGCCAAUGCGGUCUUCUACUGUUGUAGCCCAUCCCCCUCAAUGGUUGACGUGUUGUUACUGUAGUCUUUCUGUCAGUUCAAUCCAGUCUGGCCAUUCUCCGUUGACCUCUCCCCAUCAACAAGGUGUUACCGACUUUUGUGCAUGAAAAUCCCAGGAGAUCAGCAGUUACAGACAUUUUCCCCAUUCUGAUGGUUGAUUUGAACAUUAACUGAAGCCCCUGACCUGUAUCUGCAUAAUUUUAUGCAUUGCUGAUUAGAUAAUUGCAUGAAUAAGUAGGUGUACAAGUGUUCCUAAUAACGUUCUCAGUGAGUGUAUGUAAAUAUUGUUAUGUAGCCUCUGAAGGGCAGUACUAAAAUACAAAUAAUAUCUCAUCUUUUUAAAUUUGAUAAAUUCUAAAAGGCCAUGUAAAAUAAUGAGACAAAAGGAGGAUGGAAACUUAUGCACUCAACUAUAAGAAUGUGGCUGCCAUAAAGCUGAAAUAUUUACACUUUGAAUCAUUUUUAAAUAUAUCAUACAUUGCAAGUUAAUUGUAUUUGAAGCGGCAGAUGUUUAUUAGUGUCAACGAGAGACAAGGUUAAAAUGUAGUAGCAUACUGUUGACUUGUUUUAUAUGGCUGUUUCUGCAUGCGAUAUUGACGUAGCACAGCAUGGAAACAGAAAACAUUCUAUUAUUAUAAGCCAUGAGUGAAAUGUGUUGUGUAUAUGGUCAAAGUGCAAUACUAAUGAGCAUAAGAAUCAUAAUCUCUUUUAGUGAGUCACGUGAAAGAAAUAUGACUAGCCUUCACUGGAAGAUGCCUGAAUGUUUAUUUUUAUUUGGUUUACUUCACACUGCCUCCAUACUAGUAAUUAUCUUUAGUAUUGCAAACUGCACAAUGGCUUUGCUUUAUUCCUAUUAGUAAUUUAGAACCAGAGACAUCAGUGUGUCUUGAAGGACAGUAGGUGGUUUUUGGUCAGCCAAAUUCUGAUUUUCUUUCUUCAGUAAGACACUGCCUUAGUUUCAAGCUAAUGUAAGGGCCUCUCUAGUGUUCAAAUGUCAAAAUAUCACAUUUUGUGGGUUUAUGAGAUAGGAUGUUUAAGGAACUUUGAGAAUUACUGAAAUUAAGUCACUCAUUUAUGUUGCCAAACUACAAAUAUGCUACUUUGUAUGAUUCAUUACUUAAAUCAUUCAUAUACUGAAAUGUAAUUUCCAUUUAAUUAAGAAGUAUCAUGUACACAAGAGAAGAAUGCGUUUGUGUGAACAUGACCAUGAUAAAUGUUAUGUAUUUUACCAGUGUGUAUAUGAAUUUACAAUUGAAGUGAGCUUGUAUAUGUGUACUAUAUUUCUGCUCAGGAAUCUGUUCUUGAAUCCAUGCAAAAUGAGCAGUGCUAUACAUAUUAUUUAGUGCCUCUUGGAGAGUGAACAAACUAAUACCUCGCAGUGCCAUGAUUUAAUACCCAGGCACCUGUUUAACAAUAUACUCACUUUCGAUUCUGUAUAGUCUGGGUGUCCAUGUUAUU